GGGCGCACCCGCGGGGUGACCCUGCGGAGAUCCGGGAGCUCCCUGGAUCCUUUCCGCCGGCACAGCUGGGAGCCGGGCAAGGAGCCGCGGGGCAUCCCGGGCUACGGGCACCUCAGCGGGAGCCCCGAGCUCGGCUGCAGCGCGGAGCAGCUGGGGGGGCUCUGCCGGCCCCGCCGGGACCCCCGGAGAGCCCCCCUGGUGCACAGCAGCGACGAGCUGGACUCGCUGCUCUCGCAGGACGACGAGGAUGAGGAGGACGAGGCCGAUGUCAGGCGGGCACAGGAGGACGCGCGGAGGCUCCCGGCGCCCCGGGCCGGGCCCCGCUCCCGGGGCUGGUCCCGCUUCAAAUCCGCGUCCCUCGGUGUCAUCGCCAGCGUCCCCGGUGAGGACGCGGCCGAAAUUCCCCCGUUCGCCUCCCAGCAGAGCCUGCUCGGCGGCGCCGGGAGCCGCGAGCGGCUGGCGGGGGAGGCGGGGACCCCCCCGGGCCGGGAAGGGACCCCCCUGGACAGGACCCUCAGCUUCAUCCGCAGGAUGACCGGCAAGACAAAGGGCAAGGACAAGGAGAGGAUGAAGGAGGCCAAGGAGAAGGACGCGCGGUACACCAACGGGCACCUCUUCACCACCAUCUCCGUGUCGGGCAUGACCAUGUGCUUCGCCUGCAACAAGAGCAUCACGGCCAAGGAAGCGCUGGUGUGCCCCACCUGCAACGUCACCAUCCACAACCGCUGCAAGGACACGCUGCCCAACUGCACCAAGGUGAAGCAGAAGCAGCAGAAGGCGGCGCUGCUGAAGAACAGCUCAGCCCUGCAGUCGGUGUCCCUGCGCAACAAGAAUGCCAUCCGGGAGCGCCCCAAUUCCGCCAUCUACCCCUCGGAGAGCUUCCGGCAGACGCUGCUGGGGCCCCGCCGCGGCCGCCCCUCCUUGUCCCUCUCCAAGAGCGUCUCCACCACCAACAUCUCGGGGACGUUCAACGACGACUCUCCCCUGGGAAUCCGGCGGAUCCUGUCCCAGUCCACGGAUUCCCUCAACAUGCGCAACCGCACGCUCUCGGUGGAGUCGCUGAUCGACGAAGGCCCCGACGUCAUCCUGAGCCAGCUGCUGAGCGAUCUGGAGGCGGAUGGGAAGGAGUUCGAGGCGGAUUCCUGGAGCCUGGCGGUGGAUAACAGCUUCCUGCAGCAGCACCGCAUGGACGUCAUGAAACGGCAGGACGUCAUCUACGAGCUGAUGCAGACGGAGCUGCACCACGUGCGGACGCUGAAGAUCAUGGGCGCCCUGUUCCGCAGGGCGAUGCUGGAGGAGCUGCAGCUGGACCCCGGCACCGUGCAGCGCAUCUUCCCCUGCCUCGACGAGCUCAGCCACAUCCACGAGCGCUUCCUGGCCCAGCUCCUGGAGCGGCGCCGCGAGUCGCUGGCCCAGGACAGCAACAAGAACUUCGUCAUCGACCGCCUCGGGGACAUCCUCGUCACACAGGUGGGCAGCGCGGAAUCGGGGGGUGGGCGUGUUCGUGAGGGUCCCGGGUGUUCGUUUGUGAGGGUCCCGGCUACAUACACCUUCCCCGUGCUGGACAAGCCGGCUGUCAUCUCCCUGCAAAACCUGAUCGUGAGGGACAUCGCCAACCAGGAGAAGGGGAUGUUCCUGAUCAGCGCCGCGCCGCCCGAGAUGUACGAGGUGCACGCGGCCUCCCGGGACGACCGCAACCACUGGAUGAAGGUCAUCCAGCAGGCUGUCAGCCUCUGUCCAAGCCGCCAGGAUUUCCCCCUGAUUGAGACGGAGACUGAAGCGUCCUUGAGGAAGCUGAAAGGUGGGGGCUCGUCCCUGUGCAUCCCCUCCUGUGCAUCCCAUCCUCUGAGCCACGCCAGCGCCCCCGCCGUCCUCCCGUUCCACCCCCCCGCCUUCCCCGGCGCCCGGGACGAGCUGGAAUUCCGGGCAACCGACCCCGAACGGCUGCGGGAGGGCGAGGACACCCUGGAUGUGCUCCUGGAGGAUGAGGGGGGCUUGGGGGGUCGCCACUCCCCCCCCGCCAGCCCCCGAGAUUUCCUGAGGAUGCAGGAUAUUCCCGAGGAGGUGGAGAACAGCCAGGAGCUGAAGGAGGGCGAUGGGGACAGUUAG
This is a messenger RNA of Pyrgilauda ruficollis (rufous-necked snowfinch), 2109 nucleotides long. RefSeq names its product rho guanine nucleotide exchange factor 2-like. Gene Ontology annotation, molecular function: microtubule binding; guanyl-nucleotide exchange factor activity. Gene Ontology annotation, biological process: actin filament organization; positive regulation of neuron differentiation; regulation of Rho protein signal transduction. Bases 532 to 2109 code for a protein of 525 amino acids. The transcript is spliced from 17 exons. The record is from RefSeq and is a predicted model, not a curated record. Lineage: Eukaryota; Metazoa; Chordata; Aves; Passeriformes; Passeridae. Gene Ontology annotation, cellular component: ruffle membrane; cytoskeleton.